Molecule: messenger RNA, 1608 nt
Organism: Parnassius mnemosyne (clouded apollo)
Lineage: Eukaryota; Metazoa; Arthropoda; Insecta; Lepidoptera; Papilionidae
Source: the annotation of a GenBank genome assembly
AUGCUACGACGGGAUGCAGAAAAACAUCAGCAAGAAUAUUUUUUUGACAAAAUUCGCACUAUAAAUCUAGAAGUCAUUUUAGACAUCCAAAAAGAUGUAGAUCCCUAUGAUAUGAUUUCGCUGGUCUUUUUAUUAUAUAAAGUGCCUGAUACUGCCUUGCAAAGACUGAUUGUUUUUCAACGGGUUUCAAAAGAUGUAAGUUAUAACAAUAUGAAUUUGUUAUAUGAUUGGGCUUUAAAUGUUCAAACUAGUCCUACAUGGAGAUAUGAAUUUUUGGAGGCACUAACUAUUUGCCGUCUGUACCAUGUAAUUAGGAAAUUAGGUUUCAAUGUCUCUCAUGUCAAAGAACGGUAUUUGCCUCGCAAUUUAAAUGUAUGUAUCUAUGUGAAUCCUAUGAAAAAGGCACUUUAUAAAUUAUGUGAAAAUAUAAAUGCAAAUAAUCUUUUGAGAUUAAAGAAAGCACUUUUAACAUAUGAUAUUGAUACUUCGGAGUAUGAAGUCUGUGAGUUAAUAAUCUUACAACUUAUGUGUCAGAAGUUCAUUACUCUCAGUCAAAAUAAUAUUGAAAGAACAUAUCGUAAUAAUAAAUGUGAAGUCGAAAAACUUAUAAUGAUUGUUGAGAAUAUUUCUGGAUUUAAACAAAUAGCAUCAGAAAUUAGAGAAAUACAAAAUAAAGUAAAUAAUGACUCUAGUUUGCCUUCUCCACAAAUAAAUAGUACUCCAGUAAUGUCAACUUAUGCAGCAGAUCCUAAAACCAAACUUGAUGAUAAAUUAGAGGAAAACUUCUUAGAUGUAUGUCAAUUGCAUGCUGAAGAUGUCUCAGAUGUAAUUUUAAAAUCUGACACAAAAUUUGCUACAGAUUCAUACCCUAUUAAAAAUACUAAUAGAAUUGGUAUUUGUUGUAUAAUUAAUCAGGAAGAAUUUCAUCCAUCUAAAGAAAGUAUUGAAGGUAACAUUCAAACAUAUGUACUGGACAAUCGCUUGGGCUCCACAAAAGAUCAAUUAGCCUUAGAACGUACAAUGUCAUCAUUGAAUUUCAAAAUUAGAAGCUGUUGCAACGUUAAUCAUAAAGAUAUGUUUAAAUUUAUAAAAUAUGUUAUACUAAAUGAUGUUUGUCCAGAGGACAGUAUUUUUGUGUUGUGUAUAUUAUCCCAUGGAAUAAGAGGACAUGUAUACGCAGCAGACUCUGUUAAAGUUAAAGUUGAAGAUAUUCAAAACCUCUUAGACUCUGAUGAAGCAAGCCACUUACAUGGCAUACCUAAAGUUUUAAUUCUCCAAGCAUGUCAAGUUGAUGAACAAAAUGCACAUUCACGGUUAGUGGCUGACGGACCAUUACCAAAUUAUUUUCUAAGAAAGUCUGAUUUUUUAAUUUAUUGGGCAACAGCACCUGAAUAUGAAGCAUACAGAGAUGAACAAAAAGGUUCAAUUUUUAUUCAAAUUUUGUGUUCUAUGAUUGCAAAAAAGGCAAGGCAUGAGCAUUUAUAUGACAUAUUUACAAAAGUGACUGAUUUAGUUUCAGGAUUUUGUGGUAAAUUAAAAUGUGCUCAGGUACCAAUUUUUGAAUCCACUUUGAGGAAAAAGUUAUAUAUGCAAAUUCCGCAACUGUAG